ACUUCUCUAUUCUAAAAUUCAUCAAAAACACACACAUAAAACUUCUCCCUUCUCUUUCUUCCUCGUAUUCUUCUUUCUCUCUUCCUCUCUCCCUCUCUAGCUAAAAUGGCAAGCACCGGAGCCAAAUUUAUUGUGACCCUAAUCCUAGCAUCGGUCAUGGUCAUGACGCCAUGCUCAGCAACCGUGUAUACCGUCGGAGACACAUCGGGUUGGGCACUUGGUUCGGACUAUAGCACCUGGACCAGUGGCAAAACUUUCAAGGUCGGAGAUAGCUUGGUGUUCAACUAUGGAAGUGGGCAUACAGUGGAUGAAGUGAGCGCCAGCGACUACAGCACAUGCACCACGGGCAAUUCAAUCACUUCGGAUAGCAGCGGAGCCACCACCAUCGCUCUGAAGACGGCCGGCAAGCAUUACUUUAUCUGCGGCGUGGCGGGCCACUGUGGCAGUGGCAUGAAGGUCCAAGUCACGGUGGCUGCUGGAUCAUCUGAAGGAUCAUCACCAACCACCACUCCUUCGGGCUCGGGUUCUGGUUCGGGUUCAGGCUCCUCUACACCUGCUGCUACUAACACCCCUGCCGUUAAAACGCCAUCGUCUACCAGUUCUGAAUCAUCUUCAGGGACUAGUGUGUCUGUUUUUGUGUCUUCCUUGUUGGUUGCUUGGGUUGCUUUGUAUGUGUCUGUUGUUUGUUAAGUAAUUUUGGCCACUUUUUGGCCAGGAUAGAGGCAGUGCUUUCGUUUGCUUUCUCUCUUUUGUAUUUCGAAUUUCUAAUCUCAUAUAUGAGUAGGUUUCUAUUUUUUUAUUAUUAUUA
This is a messenger RNA of Ziziphus jujuba (common jujube), 808 nucleotides long. RefSeq names its product blue copper protein. The record is from RefSeq and is a predicted model, not a curated record. Lineage: Eukaryota; Viridiplantae; Streptophyta; Magnoliopsida; Rosales; Rhamnaceae. The coding region runs from base 106 to 690 and encodes 194 amino acids. Gene Ontology annotation, cellular component: plasma membrane. The transcript is spliced from 2 exons. Gene Ontology annotation, molecular function: electron transfer activity.